AAACUAAGAUUUAUCGGAAGUCCUUACAGCAUGAACAAUGCCUCUGAUCAUGCGAGGGGAAACAGACUACACGUCUCUAUACACCAAGAUCGGUGAUCUUCCAUCCAGGAUAUAUUCACUGCCUGGUUUUCUCUUAACUUUUUGACUAGAGAAUUAAGCUCGCGAAACGUACAUUGAUCCUAUUAAUAUCACAGUCCCAACGCUUCCGAAUCACCUUUCAAGAUUAUUAAUAAUGGAAGAAGAAACACCUCGGAUCAGAGGCAACUCUGACAAAUUUCAAGUGAAGUCUGUAGAAAUGGUGAAUCGUACCUUGAGUGAUCCUACCCAACAGUCAAACACCGAAGGAUUAUCAGUACCUCAUCCUCAAAGACGUUCUAUAUCUCCAAAUAUAAGAACUUAUUUAGAAAACCAAUUAGUCAAAUUUCGUGAGGCUCAGCAACAUGUGAAAUAUACAGAAGAGGAACCUUUUGAGGCUUUACACCUACCCAAGCCGUCAUAUGGAAUGUACGCCUCGCAACAUAAAUCCUUUCAAUCGAUGCGCGAGACAGUGAUUUCGAUGCCAUUAACUCUUAGCGAUAGUAUGAGUGAAAGAGAAAAAGAGUAUGAUACUAAACUUAGUGAAAGGAAUCGAAUUCGAGAAAUAAAAGAUCCAGCGCAUUGGAUCUUUGAUACACCAUCACGAGUCACCUCACCAGAUUCAACUGAACAAUUAAAUGAAUUUCAAGAUGGGUCUAGCUUAGGACGUGGACUUCAUGAAACGAAUUAUGAUGAUAAUGGAUCAUCAUUCAAAAAACAUCAUAAAAGGAAUUCAACUUUCUCAACAGUUUGGGAUGAAAUCGAACCAGUUGAAUCUUGUGAUAGUUCUAUUAAUCCAGUUUGUGUUACUGUACCUAAACUCAAACAAGAUUCAAGAGAAAAUUUAACUUCUUAUCCUUUAACAAAAGUACUUAGAAAAGAUUUAGAAGAUGGUAUUUUGAGUUUACUUGAUUUAUCACAAUUUGAAAAUUUCUUAAUGAAUCAUGAAGCCAGAAAUACUUUUAGGAAAUGGUUAAUUGAAACUCAUCAAGUUAAUCAUGAUUCAGGCAAUGAAUCAAGUCCUUUACCACCUCAAGUGAUCAAGUUAGAUCAAUAUGUAGAUGAAACAAUUGCUUGUGAAUUAUCGAAUAAACUUCGGUUUCAUUCGAAAGCUCUCUUAGAUAUUUAUUAUCGAGAUCAUGAAAACAUAAAAUCAACUGCUAGACCAAGAGCUUUAAACAAAAAAUCUUUUGUUGAUGCAUCUGAAUUAGCUAAUACAAGAGAUAGGUUUGGACCUAGUAGAAGUUGGUUACUACAAUCUCUCUAUGAUCAAGAUUUCAAGGUCUUCAUUACAAACAAACUGGUCAACUUGGUGAAGUUGAAAUUAGGUAGCGGUCUAGCAGAAGAAGAUUAUAGUGGUCUAGGUGAUAGUUUUGUUUUAUCUAACCCGCGAUUCAGAGAUAAUCCAGUCGUGAUUGUAUCUCCCGGAUUUGCUGCUGUCACAGGAUACGAUAGCAAGGGCAUCAUUGGACGGAAUUGUCGGUUCUUGCAAGGUCCAAAAACAAACCCUAAUUCAAUUGAACGUUUACGAAAGGGCUUACAAGCUGGAGAGCCAUGUGUCGAGCUUUUAUUAAAUUAUCGUAGUGAUGGAACUCCAUUUCAGUGUUUACUCACUAUCCUUCCACUUUUCGAUCAAAAAGGCGGAUUAACUUACUAUAUUGGAGGACAAGUGAACGUCACAGGUGCGCUCAAGGCAUUUGGAGAUCUUGCUUCUGUUGUCAGACCGCCUGCAGAUCAAUCACAACCGAAAAUCCAAACUUUGACAAUUUCAAACCCAUCACCUACGAUGAACAAACACAUUCAAGGAUUUCAAACCAAUGAAGAAAUACCUAAUCCAUCAAAUUGUCCAGGUAGUGAAACCAACACACUUUGUCCAAACCGAUCAAGACAUCAUACUGGAGAUUCAAAUUCAUCACAUCAUACUGGAAAACUUGCUAAAUUGAAUUGGUUAACUUCUAUUGUCAAACGUGAAAAAGAAGUCUUGGAUUUAGAGUUUCAAGGGUAUUCGAAAUUUGCUACUCCUUGUGAAACUUUAGAAAAUAACAUUUCUUCUUUUCAAUCAGCAUAUUCAAAACUUUUAUUAUUUAGAAAGAAUUCAAGAACAAUUGUAUUUGUAACAUCAGAUGCAUUAAAAUUCCUAGGUUUACCAACCGACACUUUUCAUGAUACAUAUUCAUCUGCAUUAAUCCAUACAGAUUUUUUUGAUAUCGUCGAUAUGGGUACUCAUCGAAAGACGAAGAAUUUAAAAACUUCAUUAAAAAAAGUCAUUCUAGAUAAUCUUGCGGCUUCUGUGAAAUGUAGACUCGCUUGGUCUCAUACACCUUCCUCGGAUCACCAUGGAGCGCUAGCCAGGUUAAAGAAAGCCACUGUAGCUAAAGACUGUGUUGUUCAUUUAUCCCCAUUAGUUGAUUGUUCAUCAAGUUGUACUUCAUAUAUAGCAGUUAUUGGUUGAAUUCGAAAUCCAUUCGAUGAAAAAAUAUACUCCAAUCAAGGUCUGAAAGUGUUUGAAUGGAUGAUGAGACGGAAAAUUUUCUUUGAUUUUGUGUUUCAUAUGUUGUACAAUAGAUAUUUAAUUUUAAAAAUGAUUGAUUCAGACUUUGAUAAGAGAAGGCACCAUUAUGAGGAAUCACAUUUAUCAUCAAAAGUGUUUUUUUGUGUAGAUUUGAGUAUCUUUGAAUGUAAGAUUAGCUAAGAAAAGCAACAAGUUGACUGAAUGUCAGAGUUGAUCAUCU
Melampsora larici-populina 98AG31 is the source of this 2807-nucleotide messenger RNA. RefSeq lists its product as uncharacterized. The record is from RefSeq and is a predicted model, not a curated record. Lineage: Eukaryota; Fungi; Basidiomycota; Pucciniomycetes; Pucciniales; Melampsoraceae. Gene Ontology annotation, cellular component: nucleus. The transcript is spliced from 23 exons. Bases 233 to 2527 code for a protein of 764 amino acids.